Molecule: messenger RNA, 2228 nt
Organism: Pneumocystis murina B123
Lineage: Eukaryota; Fungi; Ascomycota; Pneumocystomycetes; Pneumocystales; Pneumocystaceae
Exons: 9
Coding region: 1-2172 (723 amino acids)
Biological process (GO): nuclear-transcribed mRNA catabolic process, deadenylation-dependent decay
Cellular component (GO): cytoplasm
Molecular function (GO): mRNA 3'-UTR binding
Source: RefSeq, a predicted model, not a curated record
AUGGGUUCUACUAAUCUUUCUCAACCAUACAAAAAGGACCCAAAAGAUAGCUGGUGCAGAAAUACCAGUAAUAUGAUUCAUACGGGCGAUAACAAUAUAUAUGGAAAUAGAUUUUGGCCAGAUACUACAAUGAUUCUUAAAGAUAGUCUUUUAAAGUCACCUGCUCAUUCUCAAGCGAACGAGGGAUUAAAUACAUUUCCAUCAUUUACAACACUUCAACAGACACGGUAUUUACAAGCAGCAAGUGCACAAGCGGCAGCAAUGACACAUAAUAUGAAAUUGUCAGGAAAAGAAAUAUAUGUUCCUGACUUAUCAGUUGUUGAGAAGACGCAAGGGAGUCAUGGAUUAAGACAGGUAUUUUCGGGGCUCAAUGAUGGAUACUCAGGGGAAUAUGGAGAUAUGUUUGAGGAAAAACAAGAUACAAUAGCAAAGGAAGAAAUAUUAGAUAAGUUGUCUAAAUUACGUGUUAAUUAUCAUAAACAUGACGAAAUACAAAAAAAUAGCCAAGUAUCGUAUUUACACCAAGCAAAGGAUAACGAAAUCAAUUACAAUUAUCAAAAAAAUAACUUAUUUAAUUAUUAUACGUUGAUGCAAAAUAUGCGACAUGAGACAUUGAAUUCUAAAGACUGUGAUCGAAUCUAUAGUAUGGAUCAAAAAAAAAAUUCAAUGAAGUCAUUAAUUCAUCCAUAUAUGGGUUAUACGAAUAACCUGAGAAAUUUUUUUAAAGAGUCGUCAUUAAAUCAAAAUGGUUCAUAUAAAUACAAUGGAAUUUCGAAAAAACAGAUGUAUUCAUAUUAUUCUGUUAAGGAUAAUGAUUUUCCGAAGAAUACCGUUAACAUGCAAUCUACUGUUCCUACAAAACAUCCUUUGAAAGAUACAACACCCUUAGUCACUUAUUCUGAAUCAGAAACAGUUCAAAAAGACUAUAGCCAGGGAGGGGAAACGCAACCUACUGGCUAUUCAGAAGAUAUGUUUUAUUAUCCUCAACAAUAUUAUGAUGACACUUUACAUGUUUUACAGCAAACAUAUGUUAGGCCUAUAUCGUCAACCUUAAAUUUUUCUACUCAGAUUAGACGUGAAAAUGAUAGAUACCAAUCUUUAAGAAGCUCAUUACUUGAAGAAUUUCGAAAUAAUAAAAAUAAGAAAUAUGAAUUAAAAGAUAUAUUUGGGCAUAUUGUGGAAUUUAGUGGAGAUCAGCAUGGAUCACGUUUUAUUCAGCAGGCAUUGGAAGAAGCAAACUCGGAAGAUAAAGAAGUUGUUUUUCAAGAAAUUUAUCCUAAUUCCUUGCAAUUAAUGACAGACGUUUUCGGAAAUUAUAUUAUUCAAAAAUUUAUAGAACAUGGUAGUCAAACUCAAAAAACUCUUUUACUUGAACAAAUGAAGGGCCAUAUUCUGAAUCUCUCCUUACAAACAUAUGGUUGUCGUGUUGUUCAAAAAGCUCUUGAAUAUAUUGAAAUUGAUCAACAAAUUAAUUUAGUCAAAGAAUUGGAUGGUAAUGUAUUGAGAUGCAUUAAAAAUCAGAAUGGAAAUCAUGUUAUUCAAAAGAUAAUUGAAAAAGUGCCUAUGAAACAUAUGCAGUUUAUUAUAAACACUUUUCAAGGUCAAAUAUAUACGUUGGCAACACAUCCAUAUGGAUGUAGAGUAGUGCAACGUAUGCUAGGAUAUUGUUCACAGGCUCGUGAUCUCCUAAAUGAACUUCACCUAUAUUCACGUAGUUUGAUUCGAGAUCAAUAUGGGAAUUAUUGUAUACAACAUAUUAUUGAAAAGGGUGAGCCGGAAGAUCGUUCUAAGGUUAUUUCUGUAGUAAAAGAGAAUAUUCUUAAGUUUUCAAAGCAUAAAUUUGCUUCCAAUGUAGUAGAAAAAUGUAUAACGUAUGGAACAGAUGAAGAAAAAAGAUUACUAAUUGAUAAAAUAAUGGAGAAUGAUGAAGACGGAUUUCCUCGUCUCUUACCGAUGAUGAAAGAUCAAUAUGCAAAUUAUGUAAUUAAAAAAGCAUUAGAUGUUGCAAGUGGUGAUCAGCUCAAUAAACUUAUUGCUGAAAUAAAACCUCACUUACAGUUUUUAAAAAAAAAUGUUCAUGGAAAAGCGUUAAGUUUAAAUAUUGAGCGACUUAUAACUCUUUCUAAUAAUCAAUCUAAUCAGAACAAUGAAACUUUAGUCACAAAAACUUAAUAGUAUAUAAUUCUGGAAAUUUUGAUAUUAAUUAUUUUAAAUAAUUAAUAUUUUUG